UUACUUGAGGGGUUCAGUCAGGGGUUCUCGAUCAGAGGUUACUUGAGGGGUUCAGUCAGAGUUUCUCGAUCAGAGAUUACUUGAGGAGUUUAAUUAGAGGUUAUUCAAGGAGUUCAGUCAGGAGUUAUCAGGUCAGGGGUUAUUUGAGAGGUUACUCGAGCUUCUCUCAAUCAAAAACUCAAGUUAAAAUUUUAAAAGAGUUCAAUAAGUAAAACUUCUCUCGACCAAACAUACUCCCAAAAGCUUCUCCCUUACCAAACCGACCCACCGGCCACCACCACCUCCCUCCCUUCUAGAAGAGCAUGUGCCAAUCACGUUAUACCAGACUAUCAGAUUUUUCAAAGGAAUAAACAUAAAAUAACAAUUAACAAACGUUGAAAUUGACGUCUAUGACCGUUGACUGUGUUCACUCAAAACACUCAGCAGACAAACAAAAAACAAAAAAAAAAAGAGGAGAGAGAAUAAUGGAAGCUGAAACAUCUGAUUUACAGCAACAUCAUUAGAGAUAUGAGUAAUUUCAAUUGUUAAUAAUAAGAUUUAUGAAAAUGAAAGGAUGUGCAGAAUCUGGAGGUUGCCCAACUGACUAUGUUGCUGUUUCUGUAUCUUCCAUUUCUCUUUUUCUGCUUCUUGCCCGUUCGGCAUUCCCGUUCCUAUAUCACAAGCUGUCAAUUCCAAAAGGCAGUGCAUUUUGGGUCCCGGCUGUACAGAUUCUUGCUAGCUUGGACCUUUUGGUAUCGGUUGUGAUGUCAGUCAAUUUGAUCAGCAUUGAAAGAAGGCAAUGGUGGCAGUCUUGCUAUAUCUGGGCAGUUUGGCUUGAAGGACCAUUCGGAUUUGGUUUAUUGCUUAGCUGUCGCAUAGUACAAGUCUACCAUCUCUAUUUCAUUUUUGUCAAGAAGCGGUUACCACCUAUAAGGUCACAUAUAAUUCUCCCAUUGGUUCUCCUCCCUUGGAUUGCUGGAGCUGCUAUUAUACAGCUGAAGAAACCAUUGAACUAUAGGUGUCAAAUGUCUGCUCGGUGGGUCACUCCAUCAAUGGUCCUACACUCUGCAUAUGUUGUUAUAUUUGUUGGGUUGACAAGGUCCAUUCAGCAUGUGAAUUUCAGAUUUGAUGAACUCAAAGACCUUUGGCGAGGAGUAGUUGUUUCUACAGUUUCUCUUGUUUUCUGGGUGGUUGCGUAUAUUCUGAAUGAAAUUCAUGAAGAUGUUGAAUGGCUUCGAGUUGGCUCCAGGUUUCUGCUUGCAUUAAUGACAAGCAUAUUCAUACUGGCAUUCUUCUCUUAUUCAAGCUCACAACCACUUCUCUCACAAAUCAGCUUGAGGAAAAGGGAGGGCCCCAGAUACGAAAGCAUGGGUCAGGCUUUAGGCAUUCCUGGCAAUGAAAUUCAGCUACAGAGGCAAUCAAUGGCCAUUGACUGCAAUGAACCUCUUGAUAAGCUUCUUUUGGAUAAAAGAUUCCGACAAUCCUUUAUGGCUUUUGCUGACAGUUGUUUGGCUGGGGAGAGUGUCCACUUUUAUGAGGAAGUGCUGGAGCUUGGAAAAUUACCUGCAGAUGACACUGUAAGAAGAAUCUAUAUGGCAAGGCACAUUAUUCAGAAAUACAUUGUUGCAGGGUCUCCUAUGGAGGUGAACAUAUCCCACCGGACUCGUCAACAAAUUUUAAAUUCUGCUGAUCUUGCUCACCCCGAUUUAUUCAAAACUGCUCUCAAUGAGCUAUUGCAAUUGAUAAAAACGAACUUGGCAAGGGAAUAUUGGUCAUCCAUGUAUUACAUGAAGCUUCAAGAAGCUGGAGCAAAAGCUAAUGGACAUGAUUUGGAGUUGGCUAUGAGCUGGAACGUCACUCCAAGACUCAGCUAUGUUCAUGCCGCUGAUGAUCCAUUUCACCAAGACAAUCUUAUGCCAUCACAACAAUCGUGAUCAGGGUUGGAUACUUUCCAUAUCUCGAGCCUCACAAAUCAAUGAUAUUGCCACAUCUCCACCAACCUGAUGAUCCAGAAUAUCGAAGAGUAGAAUGGUUGGGAACAUGGAUGGAUCAAGCAGGCUUGUUGUAAUCGCUGGUAUUUUAAAAGUAUAUGGUGUGAUAUGAACCUCCUCUGAGAGUUAUUGGAAAGGAGUUUCUGCAUUUUUCUUAUACAAGACCAUGAGGUUAACUUUAUUAUUAACGUACAUAAUUCUUCUGAAUGUAAGUAAAUUUUGUCGAUUCUUCUUGUAUAUCUGUGUUCUGUAUUGCAGGCAUGCAACAUUUUGUUUAUAGCAUUGCUUGAUUUAUGUUAUUGCUAUACAAUUCCAAAUUUAUAAAGUUUGGUAUUCCCUCUUACAUUUA
Chenopodium quinoa (quinoa) is the source of this 2319-nucleotide messenger RNA. Its product is annotated as regulator of G-protein signaling 1-like. NCBI's taxonomy places the organism in Eukaryota, Viridiplantae, Streptophyta, Magnoliopsida, Caryophyllales, Amaranthaceae. The coding region runs from base 540 to 1913 and encodes 457 amino acids. The record is from RefSeq and is a predicted model, not a curated record. The transcript is spliced from 11 exons.